AUGGACAAGUGUGAGGAGAGCUUUCAGGAACUAAAGAGAAGGUUGACGAGUGCUCCUAUAUUGGUAAUUCCAGACGUGGGGAAACUAUUUGAAGUCUACUGCGACGUGUCUCAUCUCGGGCUUGGUUGUAUCUUGAUGCAAGAAAAGAAGGCAGUAGCGUAUGUUUCACGACAGCUUAAGGUGCAUGAGCGUAACUACCCCACCCAUGAUCUAGAGUUGGCAGCGAUAGUAUUUGCCUUGAAGAUCUGGAGACACUAUCUCUAUGGUGCUCAGUUCCGUGUGUUCAGCGAUCAUAAGAGCCUCAAGUGUAGUACCCUUACUAUAUCCAAUGACUUCUUGGACUUGAUCAAAGAGAGGCAGUUGUUGGAUGCCAGUCUGAACAGAGUUAGAGAACAACUUGGAUCAGAUAAAGCCAGAGACUUUGCUUUGGGUGAUGAUGGCAUACUGAGGUUUCAGGGCAGAGUAUGUAUACCUAAUGAUGCGGAGGUAAAACAGUUAAUUCUUGAGGAAGGACAUAAGAGUCGUCUUAGAAAUGAAGAAGGACGUGGCACAGUUUGUAUAAGCAUGUUUGACGUGCCAGAAGGCGAAGGUAGAACAUUAGAGACCCGGUGGGAUUCUACAGCCUUUGGAGAUAUCAGUGUGGAAAUGGGACAGGGGCAUGACACCAUCUGGGUGAUAGUGGAUCGAUUGAUCAAGAGUGCCCAUUUCUUGGCGAUGAACUUGAGAAUGUCCAUGGCCAAGUUGGCCCAACUAUACGUUAAGGAAAUUGUGAGGUUGCAUGGAGUACCUUCGAGCAUAGUUUUCGAUAGAUACCCACGGUUUACAUCCCGAUUCUGGCAAACCUUACAGGAGGCGUUGGGGACCAAGUUGACUAUGAGCUCAGCCUACCAUCCCCAGACUGAUGGUCAAUCAGAGAGAACCAUUCAGUCACUUGAGGAUUUACUGCAGACGUGCAUAUUGGACCAUCUGGAGGCUUGGGAUGAGCUCUUUAGCCGCUCCCAGGACAGCAGUGCUAGCUAUCGUGCCGCCAAGGCUUCCGUUAACCCUUCCUCCAGGAUACCUUGUAUGAUUGAAGGGUUUGGAAAAAUUGUAUCUGCUGCAGGUGAAUCCAGGGCGAGACCUGGUAAUCUCGCCUAG
Messenger RNA from Vigna unguiculata (cowpea), 1137 nucleotides. The record is from RefSeq and is a predicted model, not a curated record. Lineage: Eukaryota; Viridiplantae; Streptophyta; Magnoliopsida; Fabales; Fabaceae.